Neolamprologus brichardi is the source of this 2872-nucleotide messenger RNA. It is a transcript of the gene dram1, whose product is annotated as DNA-damage regulated autophagy modulator 1. NCBI's taxonomy places the organism in Eukaryota, Metazoa, Chordata, Actinopteri, Cichliformes, Cichlidae. Gene Ontology annotation, cellular component: lysosome. Gene Ontology annotation, biological process: regulation of autophagy. The record is from RefSeq and is a predicted model, not a curated record.
GCUAGAGGUUACUGUACACUGUACACUGAUUACUGGCGGAGGCCAAGUUCAUUGUUGCUCACACACCGCUGCAUGUGACUGUCGUUCGCAGACCACAGACGGCAGCUGACACCUCUGCUCCUACACCAGCUUUUCUUAUCGCAUGGCUUUGUUUACUCUGCGCAUAUAUACGUGAGAGAAAGUCUGCCUGAAGCUGAGCGCAAAAACUGGAGAUGUACUGGUUCGAGCAAGGUCUGUGCGCCCUGCCAGCGUUCCUAGUCGUCUGGUCUUCCGCCACUUUCAUUAUUUGUUAUAUCAUCGCGAUUUACAGGCACGACGUCGAUGUAAUCUUCCCGUACAUAAGCGACACAGGUGUCAGCCCCCCAGAGAGCUGCAUUUUUGGUCUGAUGACUUUUAUUUCUGCAUGUGCAGGUGUGGGCACAAUUUAUGCCAGAUACAAGCACGUGGAAUUGCUGAGGGAGGACGCCACUAAUGUGAGCGCAUGCCUCAACAAAGCAGCGCUUUGGCUUGGUGUUAUCUCAUGUUUUGGCAUGUGCAUUGUUGCUACUUUCCAAGAAACAGUAGUGCAAAUAGUCCAUGAUAUUGGAGCAAUUCUGUUUUUUGUCUUUGGCAUUGUGUACAUGAUCCUCCAGUGUGUUAUAUCAUUCCGAGCCUAUCCCUAUGGGUCCUCCAAGAAUGUGUGUUGUGUGCGGGUCGCUAUCGCCUCCCUUGCUACUGUUGCAUUUGUACCCACUGUCAUCUGUGCAUUUUACGUGAAACAAACGGAGCUGCACAGACAAAAGCAUGACAAGGACUAUCCCUUCCAUGUAGCCAGUGCAGUAUGCGAGUGGAUUGUUGCCUUUACCUUUGUCUUCUUCUUCUUCACAUACAUUCAUGAUUUCAAGUUCUUUACCUUACGUGUGAAAGCAGAACUUGAGGAUUAGUCUUGUAACAUUUUGGGCCAGAAACAUUAAGAUAAAUAAGUAUUUACAUUUUAUGUAUGUAUCUUUAAUCCUGUCCAAUUUCCCCUGGCUGAAAUUUUGGUAGAAUACAGUAGAUACUUAAAAAUAUAUGUAUUUAUGCAUUUUGGUACAACUGGCUGUCUGUCAGGUGUGACAGAUGAAAAACUAUGCAAAUACUGUAUUAUUAAUUCGUUGUUUUUACACAAACUAUUUUCAAGUGUACUUAAUGUUGCCUGUUUACUUUGCACUUUGCUGUUGCCACACCAGCAUGACACAUUCUGUGAGAGCUCCGACUUUACAUAGGAGAAGUUCAUCACACAGAAGCACAUGAUCGGUGCACUCGGGGCUAAAUGACAAUACCACUCAGACCACUCAGUAUGUCUGUGGCUACUUGGCAGUCUGACCUGUCUUUGACUGACAGUAAAUGUGUACUAGUUGUUGGUUUUGUGCAGAGGUUUAUGAAUUCCCAGUUUUAUUGGAUGACCACAUUAUUGCAACAUCAAAUUAAGGAGGAAAAACUCCUGCUGUGGAUGCUCAGAUUCAGAGUUUUGGUUUCGGUAUUUGAAUCUGUCCUCUCCACAUUGUUGACUCAUGAAAAGUCCAACAUGGUGUUUCUGACUGAUAUGAGUUACUGUAUACUGUUCACGUUCUCAGUCAUGCUAGCAGACACUUCAAUAUCAUCUCUGGUGCUGCUACAAAUGUAGAUUUUCAUACAGGUAAUAGGAAUUAUGCUACUCUUUAGUAGGAAUUAUACAAUAUGAACCGAAAGUAAAGCUGGGAUUCUGGAGGUUCAUUCAAUAGGGCUUCUGGCUGGUUUUUCACUUGUAACCUUACAUUGUACGGUUUUAAUCUAGGCAGAAGUUUCUGGUACCAAGUAUGUAUCUUGUACUGUAUGGUAUGAGUCAUGGAUCAUUAUAGGUGUGCAAGUAAGGAUGUCAAACUUUAGACAACUUUGAUAUUAAAUGAGCUGGACCAAUGGAAUUACGUGAUAAAUAUGUAAAAUCAUAGAAAAGCUUUUGGUAAUUUAUUACCCAGACAGUCUUUGUCCAGUCCACUGUCAAAAGCUUGAAUUUAUAUAGACGACAGUGAAAAAACAGGAACUUGCUGUCAUUUCCUUGUUUAUCUAUUAAUUACUUUGGCGUAGUAUGUCUGACAAGCUCAAAAACAUAUCAGAAUACAGUUAAAAGUACAAAGUCUAUGCACUCCAUCACAUUUUCCAGACCUGCCGAGUGGCAAAUUGGAGUCUUUACCAGGCCGAUUCUGGCCCCAGGCCUUGUGUUUGACACCCCAUACAUAAAGGGUGUUGGACUACACCCAUCUUCCAAAAAUUGAUUUUAGCAGACGGGUGGGGUGAGGCGUUUGUGGCAUUGCCGCUGGUGUAAUCUGGCGUAAUUUAUUUAUUUACUUUUAGAUGUUUAGAGGAAAACAUCUAAAAUUGAGAGCCACCGUUUUAGCCAAAAAUCAGCAAAGUAAAAUCACUGGGAGGGCUGUAAAACUCUGAGAAAAAUGUGUGAUUUAGAGAUUGUUACAUAAAAGGAACAAGGGAAGAUAUUAACAAACUGGAAGGCUACUUGAAAGUUUCAUUACCUUUUAUCUCUCAGACAGAGAGAUACAUGCAAAACAUGCAAACUGAGAAAAGUGGUCAAGUUUCAGUGGAGCAGCAGGCACAUACUUCUGCUGAACUGCUCUCGACUGGAGCUGUUAAUGUGGAGCUGGAAUAAACGUACUGUACAUUAAAGAAAAAAAAAAGGAUCCUGCGCAGUGAUGUAUACAAGUUGUAACCAUUUCACUACAGGUACUGUUUUUAUAAGAAGGAAACGUUUUAUUUUUGUGUUUUAUCUGAACUACUUUUAUACUUUUGCUUAUAAAAUGAGGUACAACACAGAUUGUAAUGCAUUUGUGAUUUGAAAAAUAAAAGCACAUAUUUAAAA